Messenger RNA from Fomitiporia mediterranea MF3/22, 558 nucleotides. RefSeq lists its product as uncharacterized. The record is from RefSeq and is a predicted model, not a curated record. Bases 1 to 558 code for a protein of 185 amino acids. Lineage: Eukaryota; Fungi; Basidiomycota; Agaricomycetes; Hymenochaetales; Hymenochaetaceae. The transcript is spliced from 6 exons.
AUGACGACCCGAGGAGACUCUCGCAGAGAUCCGGUUAACAACAAGGCCCAUCUACGACUGAGAUUCAUGACGACCAGAAGGCUCUACGGAUAUCAAUCCGCUCUGAGCGCUUUAACGGAGAAGCAGGAACCGGAAGCUGAAGCAUACGACGGCCUUCGUAAUUCCGGUGGUCUUUCCGAUGUGCCACACGGAGUCCGUUGCUUCUCCCUGCUCGUCCCGUUCAUUAUAUCCAUUUUCGCUUGCUUGUUCACUGCGACGCGGAAAUUGAAGCCUCAUAAGGAGGAGUCAGGUAGCAAUGGCGGUGAAUUACGGGGUCCUAAAUUCGAUCCGGAGAUUAAGGUUUUGAAACUUCGGAUUCUUACAAAUCAAAGCAAGGCUGCUCAUGCUUACGCGAAGACUCUGACAUCUGAACUGCUCUCUCACAACACAAACGCGUUUGCUGAAGUGCACUACUCGUUGAACAUCAAUAAUCGAACAUCGUUUCCGAUACGGAAACUACCUAACACUGAUGACUCGAUAACCUUAACUGGUACUGAUGUAUUAGAAAGCAAAGCUUGA